Molecule: messenger RNA, 1323 nt
Organism: Hibiscus syriacus
Lineage: Eukaryota; Viridiplantae; Streptophyta; Magnoliopsida; Malvales; Malvaceae
Product: probable CCR4-associated factor 1 homolog 7
Exons: 2
Coding region: 286-1107 (273 amino acids)
Cellular component (GO): P-body; CCR4-NOT core complex; CCR4-NOT complex
Molecular function (GO): poly(A)-specific ribonuclease activity; nucleic acid binding
Source: RefSeq, a predicted model, not a curated record
CUCGUCCGCGUUUCCGCUCAUUUCCCCACUCCUCUUGAUUCUUUGACCGAAAAAAUAUCAAAUUUACGCCUCAAUCAUCAUUGACAAUCAUCUGAGAUCUGUUAUUUACGAGGCCCGAUUUCACAGAUCAAAGAUCUACUUGCGACAUCGAAAACUGUACCGUUUUGUGGACCUCAGCUUUAAAGCCCUCAACUUUUUGAGGUUUGGGAUUUUUGGAUAUUGCUUAUGUUUUGUUCACGUAUCUGGGUUUGGUAUUGUUUAUCGCUUUGAUUUGUUCUACUGGAAAUGUCGGAUUUGCCCAAAGUUGAUUCAGUUCAUAUUCGGGAAGUUUGGAACGAUAAUCUAGAAGAAGAGUUUGCUUUGAUCCGUGAAAUUGUUGAUAAAUACAAUUAUGUGGCUAUGGAUACCGAGUUCCCGGGUGUGGUUUUGCGCCCCGUGGGAACUUUCAAGAAUAUAAAUGAUUUUAACUACCAAACUUUGAAAGAUAAUGUGGAUAUGUUGAAACUGAUCCAGCUGGGUCUCACUUUUUCUGAUGAGCACGGGAAUCUUCCCACUUGUGGAACUGAAAACCCUUGCAUUUGGCAAUUCAAUUUCCGUGAGUUUAAUUUAAGCGAAGACAUCUUCGCCAGCGAUUCGAUCGAGUUGUUGCGCCAGUGUGGGAUUGAUUUCAUGAAGAAUAAUGAGAGGGGUAUCGAUGUGAUGCGGUUCGGUGAGCUUUUGAUGUCGUCCGGGGUUGUGCUGAAUGAUAACGUGAGCUGGGUCACCUUUCAUAGUGGAUAUGACUUCGGGUAUUUGCUUAAGCUUUUGACUUGCAAGAGUUUGCCUGAUAGUCAAGCCGGGUUCUUUGAUCUGAUCAAUAUAUAUUUCCCUGUGGUAUAUGAUAUCAAGCAUAUGAUGAAGUUUUGCAACAGCCUUCACGGUGGCUUGAACAAGCUUGCCGAGUUGUUGGAAGUGGAAAGAGUUGGUGUGUGUCAUCAAGCCGGCUCGGAUAGCUUGCUGACAUCUUGUACGUUUAGGAAGUUGAGAGAUAACUUUUUCAACGGCUCCACGGAGAAAUAUGCAGGUGUGUUGUAUGGCCUAGGUGUCCAGAAUGGACAGACUAAUUAGAAGAAAAAAUGUUGAUGGAUGUAGACUACUUGAGUUUGAGAGUUCUGAUUUUCUUUGUAUACAUUGACAAAAAGGGAUUGUUGAUUUAGCUGUGACUUUUCUCCUUUGCUUGCAUUGUAACUGAUACCUUAACUGGAUCUCCAGUUGAAGUCCAGUGUAAAUUAUGAAGUUAGUGUUUCUAUCUUUUCAAUAAUAAUUAUAGUCUUUUGCAUCUUA